Colletotrichum lupini is the source of this 1737-nucleotide messenger RNA. RefSeq lists its product as uncharacterized. The record is from RefSeq and is a predicted model, not a curated record. The coding region runs from base 1 to 1737 and encodes 578 amino acids. Lineage: Eukaryota; Fungi; Ascomycota; Sordariomycetes; Glomerellales; Glomerellaceae. The transcript has 14 exons.
AUGCAGGAGGAGGAGGAUGGGCCUUCAGCAACAGCUGCUGGCGACGGCAGCGGCGGCUUGGAAGAUUGCGGGGAGAGAAAGAGAGAAAGCGCGAGAGAGACUGAGGACGAGGGGGAGGGAGAGGAUGGGGCCUCGCGGCGGAGGGCUGGCGGGUGCUGGUGCACUGUGAAGUCUGACUGUGUGCCCCGCCUCGCCGUCACUGGUCCGGAUCCGAGCGAGGCCCGCAAUUCCCGUGUCCCGACGUCUUGGGCGGCGCGCCAUUGGCUGAGCUGGGCGUCGCAUGGCAAGCUCUCCCGUGGGACCUUCCUUGAGCCGUGGGCCGUGGUAUUCCCCAAACUGAGGAGGGGAAGGAGGCCCGGUCCGAAUGACAUGGUGAGGCUCAAUUACAUCACUGUGAGGUCGGUCAGUCGUCUCCGGGUUCCGUCCAAGGUGAAAGGAGAAAACUUUGGCCAGGAGUCCGAACACCCUCGCCCGAAUCUACCGACGCCGGUCAUCCAGGGGAGGGAACAUCAGGGACGAUUCCAUGACAGCCCUAUCGCCGUACUAGUGCAAGCAGUGCAGGCUGGCCUUGGCUUUUUUUCUGCUGGAGCUGGCUCCGCUGAUAGAGUACCGGAGCCGCGCGGAAAUAAGAGGCACGCUUGCACCAGACACCGAACACCAGACACUGUCCACGUCAUGGAGACUAGGCCAGUUGCCAUCUGUCCGGAGUCUAGACUCCACGCCCUUUCGAGAACGGCGCUGCGGCGCAGGGAGCCGACGAUGAAUGAGCGGUCACCCGAGUGGAAGCCCUCAUCACUUGUGGAUGUCGACAUGUUGGCCAAGAAACAAAGGGGUCCAAGAAGCCUUGGUCUGCUCAGUUCCUUGGUUGAAGUAUCAACUCCGAGUCAUUGGGCUGGAUUACAACAAGAGCGUUUCUUCAUGCUCACUCAGACAGGGACGGAGGCUUCCACUCAUUCAUUUAAAGAGGCGCUGGACGCGGCGAAGCUCCAAGCUGUCCCUCGGAACAAUGGGUUUGUCAGAAAAUUUCGCGGGCGAGUCACCACGGAUGAUACCCUCGAUCGGAGACGAAACUCGUAUGGCGCAGACCACCACCUCCGGCUCAUCCACACCGACGGCCGGGCGGGUACCGAUUGCCGUGCCGCGCCGAUGUGCUUUGCCAAGCCGACUAGUGGCCCGGGCGGAAUCACGUCUUAUGGCAUCAUCAUGGCGAACUUACACCAGCGUUUCUAUAAUGAGGAGAAGCUCAACCUCGAUAGACACGGAGGAGGAUUUGCCAUUGUCAACAUCCACUCCGGCGUCCGGGGCGAUGGCGCAAUUGCGGGAUGUUCGACGGUACGGAGCAACCCCUGCGACCCAUGGCCAAUCACAUUGCACUGUCUUCGUCACGAAAGGUUUAGCGUCGAUGUCGUGAUUGCUCCCAGACCACGCCUCUUGCUUAGAGAUGCAAAUUCCUCAGCGCUUGUUCAAUGCGAUGCUCCAAACAAGCUGCGAUUGCGCAAUAGUUGGGAAGCGGGCUCUCGUCCCUCAGUCCCUCUCUCGGCCUUUGGUUCGAUCGGGGCUCCUUCAUCCUCCUCCCGCCUCUUUAACUCGCGGUGUAAGUUCUGCCUGCCUCAAGUGCCUCUUGUCCUCAUAAAUCAACUACUGCCUUCUUCCUCUUCUCUGAUCCGAGCAUCUGAAUUCACUUUCCCCAGCUUCAGCAUCUUGCGUCAUUUGCCUUUAAUCCAUCUUGUCUCUUGA